Molecule: messenger RNA, 7416 nt
Organism: Perca fluviatilis (European perch)
Lineage: Eukaryota; Metazoa; Chordata; Actinopteri; Perciformes; Percidae
Product: serine/threonine-protein kinase N2-like
Exons: 20
Coding region: 935-3301 (788 amino acids)
Biological process (GO): protein phosphorylation
Molecular function (GO): protein serine/threonine kinase activity; ATP binding
Source: RefSeq, a predicted model, not a curated record
UUUUUGUUUUGCUAAAUUUACAUAAGUAAAAGACAUUAAUAGUUCUUCCACCACUGGUGUCAGCUCAUGUCUAGCCUACAUGUAACUCGUAUAGCAAUGGCUUUCAAUCAAUGAGCCCACCAAUCUUCAUUAUCAUUUGUCUGGGCAACAGACAGCUGAGAAGAGGACAACAACAACCACAGAUCUGUCAUGUAUGCUGCAGACAUGAAGUGUACAUGCAGGGCUUGUAAACAUCCACAGUGCUGUCAGUAAGCCUAUAGCAAUAUGUCCAGCAUCAUGUUCAGUACAACAACAGCAGCUGCUCCAUCAUUCCCCACCCCCCUGGAUUUAUGUUGACUAUAAUCAGGUUAUUAAUGUCUCUCACACACCUCUAAACACUGCAUGUAAGCUGGUCUAUGCCUUGUCCCAAAGAGAGCAGCAGCAGCUCUUUGUUUGUCUUUUGGUUGGUGACAGCACAGGAACAUGUGGUCAUGCAGCAGCCAAUGCCGAGCCCAGAGCAGGCGAUCAGCACUGUCAGAAUAGCAGCAGCAGUGCUGGCACUGGAGAGGAACUCUGCCGUCCCCCUGCAGAAAGAAACCCCCUAAAAGAGAGACAGAGAGAGAGAGAGAGAGAGAGAGAGAGAGAGGGAUUUGGUUACAGAGCAGAGGAGGAUGAGGAUGCAGUGGGAAGGGGAUGUUGCAGUGGAGGCUGCACGGAGGCAAAAACAAACAGGAGGACAGGCUGUGUGAUCCAGGUUUCAAGAUGUAGGAGCUGCAUCAGAAGAGCCCUCAGUCAGAGUGUGUGUGAGCGCACCAUAACAUCAGGGGACUUGUGUUUCAAGGAUAGCGAAGGUGGAGAGGCGCAACCUGAUAAGUCCUCCCCUACACCUCCACAGAGGAUGAUGACAAAUUAGUCCUUAUUCAGCAAGGAGCGAGUGCAUCACCCUAAGGAUCAGAUGUUGUCCACAGCUCAGCAGAUGCUGCAGGAUAGCCGCUCCAAGAUCGAGCUGAUCCGACUGCAGAUUAUCAAAGUCACCCAGGCUGGCAGCAGCAGUGGCGGCGGUGGUAUUGGCGGGGAUGGUGGCGAUAACCCUAACAGCUCCACUCACGGAGUGAUCUCUCCGGUCGCCAUCAGUGCUGUGGAUGCUCAUUUGGCAGAGUUGCAGCACUACAUGCAGAGAGAGACAGAUGCGUUGGUGCUGGCCAAAGAUGUGGUGAAGCAGCUGGAGGGAAUCUCAUCGCUGGACCAGAAGGCACUCGCUGAGGCUCAGCUCCGGGUGCAGGAGUCUUCCCAGAAGCUGGAUCUUCUGCAGCUGUCUCUUGAGAAAUGCAUGAAGGAAAAGAACCAGAAACCUCUACAGGAGCCUGCAGGGGAGGACGACCCUUCAGAGGGACCCCCGUCUCCCCAAGACUCCAGACCUGAAUGUCCCCUGUCCACCUCGCCGUCUAUCUUCUCUAUCAAACCUGCCUCCUUGACUGGCAAACUUGAAGUAAACCUUCUUGGAUGUGAGGAUUUACUGAAACCUCUGACAAACCCAGAGCAGAGAAACAAUCUGAGUCCAAGUGAUGACGGUUCACCUGCUGCUCACAGGACGGACAGACACUGUGUGGAAAUCAGCGCGGUGCUCAGGCUGGACACCAGAGUGGUCGGCCGGACACGCUGGGCAGCCGUCAGCAGGCUGACCUGGGAUCAGACGUUCUGCAUCCAGCUGGAGCGGUCUCGAGAGCUGGAGGUCACUGUCUUCUGGCGGGACCGGAGGGCGAUGUGUGCAAUCAAGUCCCUGCGACUGGAGGAGAUGAUGGACAACCCGAACCACGACCAGGAGUUACGCCUGGAGCCUCAGGGCCUCCUCUAUGCCAAGCUUCAGUUCAUCGACACUGUUGUUGAGCGGCAGCCGAAACUGAGACGUCAGCGAUGUAUCUUCACUAAAGAGAGAGGGAAGAACUUCCUCCGAGCGGCCCAGAUGAACAUGAAUUUUGCCACGUGGGGUCAUCUGAUGAUGAGCAUCCUCCCUCGCUACAGCUCCUUCACCACAUUCAGCUCGUCCCUCUCCACGACCCCCGACCUGGUGGCCAACAACACCCAACGUCCAACUGAGAAGGAGCCGCAAACCACCACUCCACUGCCAAGCGAAGCUCCAGAAAUCCGACUCCGAAUCACUGAGGAUCAGCCGUCUCCCACCAGCCUCGACCAGGGAGGCAACACACCCAACAUCAUCACCACAGCACACAAAACAUCAUCUGUGCCUGCAUCGCAAGGAAAACUGUCAUCCAUAAACAACACAGAAGGAAGUGAAGAUCAGCCUGUAUCUGCUCUAAAGAUGCAGAUGGAAGAUUUUAAAUAUAUUUCAGUUCUGGGCAGAGGACACUUUGGAAAGGUCCUGCUGGCAGAAUUUAAGAAGACAGGAAAACUGUACGCCAUCAAAGCCUUGAAGAAAAGAGACAUUGUGACUCGUGAUGAAGUGGACAGCCUUAUGAGCGAGAAAAGGAUCUUUGAGAUGGUCAACGCAUCCAGACAUCCGUUCCUGGUGAACCUCCACGGCUGCUUCCAGACCAGCGACCACGUCUGCUUCGUCAUCGAGUAUUUACCAGGCGGUGACCUCAUGAUUCACAUCCACAAUGACGUCUUCACCGAGGCCCAGACCAGGUUUUAUUCAGCAUGUGUCGUGCUGGGUUUAGAGUUUCUGCAUCUGAAUAAAAUCAUCUAUCGAGAUCUGAAACUGGACAACCUGUUAAUGGAUGCAGAUGGAUUUGUGAAAAUCACAGACUUUGGACUUUGUAAAGAAGGGAUGGGUCACGGGGAUCAUACCUCGACUUUCUGUGGGACUCCUGAGUUUCUGGCUCCUGAGGUCCUGACAGACGACAACUACACCCGAGCAGUGGACUGGUGGGGGAUGGGCGUCCUCAUCUAUGAGAUGCUCGUGGGAGAGUCUCCGUUCCCCGGUGAGGAUGAGGAGGAGGUGUUUGACAGCAUCGUCAAUGAUGAUGUGCAGUAUCCAGGGUCUCUUCCUCCUGAUGCUGUCGGCAUCAUCCAGAAGUUGUUGAAGAAGAAUCCUCUGAAAAGACUCGGAGCCGGAGAGAGAGACGCAAACGAAAUCAAAGGAGAGAAAUUCUUUGAGACCAUCGACUGGGAAGCCCUCAUGGCCAAGACGGUAAAACCGCCGUUCCUGCCGUCAAUCAAGGAGUCGAUGGAUGUCGGCAACUUUGACAGCGAGUUCACUCGACUCCAGCCAAUCCUGUCGCCUCCCGCCAAGCCCUUCGUCCUCUCUGCGGAGCAGCAGGAAGCCUUCGCCGACUUCGACUUCUGCGCCUUGCAUGGAUGAAAGAAGAGCUGAAGUAACCAGGGUGGGAAAAUGAUUACAUUUAGUUUGCGGCUGGAAUGUUUGGCCACUUUAGAGGACCAAACAUCAUCAUUUACGUUUAAUCAACUCCCCUAUUGGCAAGUAAAAUAAUUCAUUCAUUAAUUCAAAUAAUAAUUUAUUUAUAAAGUGAUUAACUACUUUAUUUAUAUAUUUUUUAAUAAAAACAUUAAAGAUGUAGUUUUAACAGUUGGACUUGCAAGAACAUUGACAGGACUUUUUUAAACUUUAGUAUUUGGUCUAGUUUUCACUCAUUAAUUAAUAGUCAAAAUGGCACAAAAUGAAUCAGUGACAAAUGUCAUGAUCGAAUAAAGUCCUUUUUCUAAUACAAAUACUAAAGGUUUGCCAAUUACAACCACAAAUGUGACAUGAGUUUUUACUUAUGGACUAUUGUAUGUUGUAAUGGCCAUUAGUCAUCAUAUCUUUUGACAGUUAGACUUAAUUGAUCAAUCAAAGGAAAAAAGACUUAAGGAAGACUUCAACAUUUUGGGAGAUAGUCUUAUUUACUUAAUAUCAUACAGAUGAUAUCUGUACAAAAAAAAGGUUACCUUCAGCAGAGCUUAGCUUAGCACAAAGACUGGAAACAAGGGCCAACAGGUGGCCUGGCUCUGUCCAAAGGUAACUAAAUCUGUCAACCAGCCCUGCUAGCUGUUUCCUCAUCUCCAGUCUUUGUGCUAAGCUAAGCUAAUCAACUGCUAGCUGUACAGUAUAGCUUCAUAUGUAUCGUACAGACAUGAGAGUGGUAGUGAUCUUUUCAUCUAACUCUCGCCAAAAAAGAAAAUCUGUGUAUUUCACAAAAUGUCAAACUAUUUCAUUAAAAAGAAAAGAAAUUAUUUGUUAGUUAGCCCUAGUUUGUUUCAAAAAGUGAGUUUUGGAAGCCAGAAAUCUGACCUCCCAGCCUAAUAAUCAUUUAGCUAUUUGUAUUGAUCAACAAUCCUUAAAGAAAGUCUCCCACCCUGGUCUUCGUAGUACCACUAAAUGAACGAACACCUUGGAUAUUUCUGCAGCUCAGUCAUUUGCAAACAGGACUCUACAUACGAUCCCGUGGCUGAUUUUGCUGACUGUUCUCACCGCCAUCCAAUCGACAGCCAAUUGUCGAUCAAAUAAACCAGGCAGCAUAUUUUUGUUUUGUUUUUAACAGAGCAAAGAAAUUAAUUAUUACCCUUUAUAUUCUCUGUGGAGAGUCAAGCUUUGUUGUGACUGUUCCUUCAGUAAUACAACUCACCUGCUCCUGCUAUAAAGAGUUUAUUUAUGAGAGCUGCUCAGGUGAAAUGUUGUAAAAACAAAUACAGGAUGCUUGAAGAGUUUAUUAUCACAUUAUCACAUCUUUAUUCUUCUUAUAAUUUAAUUUUAAUACUCCAAUAUUGGAUGAUUUGCUAUGUACCAGUCAAAAUACAAAGUAGUACAAACAAAACCUUAAAUUAUAGUAGCCGUGCAAUACAUGUAAUACAUAAUACAUAAAAUAUGUAUGUAUAGUUUUGGUGAGCCCUUACAUGCAUCCAGUGUUCCUCCGUUUGACGUCAUAAUUUCAGCCACUUUUCCUCUUGCCACAUUACAUAAUUUUGCUAAUUUUGCACCUGAUACACAAGUAGUUAAGGCAGAGACUGCCUGGACUCUGUAAGAGUCUGUAAGUUGCCUUAUGUUGCCUCAUAAAUGUAUAAAAUUAUGAUUGUCAUACCUCUCUGGAAGUUAACACAUACUGUAAUGCUGACUCAUAUUCACGUGUGUAGCAGUGUUUGUUGCCUAAGUUGCGGGUGCAUCAGUCACAAAUGGGGCAUAAUUAUGUGAUGUGGUAAGAGAAAAUGUGUCACGGUUAGAAGAGCAGGCAGCAGGAGAAGAACAGGCAGACUGGUGCAGUUCAAUGAUUUAUUAGGAGAAAGGCUUACAGGCAGAGAGCCCAAAGGCAGGUAGAAAUGAUGAACCCACUCAGGUCAGGUGACUGCAGGGCUGAUGAGGGAAGUGGGAACAGGUGUGCAGGUGGGAGGGGAUUUCAGGUGGGCUAGCAAGAGAAUCUGAGGGCAUCUUAUGGACGGUUCAAGAAUGGCAGAUGUGGGGAGUGUACAUGGCCUGGGGGAAGUCAGCAGGUGACAGACACAGAGAGCCAGACAGCAAAACAACAGACGAGACAGUCCUGUUGAUAAAAUGACUCACGGAUCAUAACAUAAUAUCACAUAGGAAAACUGCAAUGGUACAAAGACAAACUAAUAACACUGACUGAAAGACACUUAAUGGAAAAUUACAAAAGAAAGCCUAAUAAUUGUCCAUAAAGUUAAAUCAACACCUCUGAAAGUCUCAUCAAAAAGCAAUUUACUUAUCAGCUUCACCAAAUGAAUUUACUGCAGAGCUAAUUGUCUUGUCACAUUUCCAUGAUUUUGGUAGAAGUAAUAUGUCAGCCACGAAGUAAAAUGUCAAGCUUUAAGUUUCAAAAAUCCAGGAUUGGUCGGUUUAUAAUAAUAGCCACAACUCCAAAGCUUUUACACUUUCAGCUUAGUUAACCAGCUGUUAGAGCCAGCUCAACUGGCAGGGAGCUGAAGAAGAAGUACUCAGAUCUUUUACUUGAGUCAAAGUAGCAAUACAACAGUGCAUAAAUACUCUGGUACAAAUAUAAGUCUUGCAUUCAAACUCAAAAGUACGAAAGUAAUUGGCAUCAAAAUAUACUUGAAGUAUAUUGGAGCUCAUUUGAACUACUUUAGCCUAUAUACUGCUGGGCAGCUUGUGAAUCCCACAUAUCAAUUAACCAAUCAAUUAUAAUACAUUGUAAUUUAUUUGUUGAUUUAUAUUUUUUGUUGACAAUUUAAAAAGUACAAGUACCUCAAAAUGUAUUUAAGUCCAGUACUUGAGUAAAUUAACUUUUAUAUUUUUAAAUAUUUUACCACUGCAGUACACAAAUUCACUAUAAAUCUACAGACCUUUGUUUAAUAAAAGUUCAAACAUCAUUGCCUUUUUUAAAUAAAUGUAUACAUGUAAUUCUUGCCUCUAAUAACCAGUCGUAGCCUCUUCAAGCAUCCUGAGUUUUGGAGAUUGAGCUCGCUUUGUGGCCUUUGCUUAUUUUCAAUAUUUACCCUUCAGAGGUACAGUUCGUGCUGCCGUUUCUAUGCAUCACUGUGACAGGCUUCGCCCACUGCCUUGACCAAACAAAUGAAACAAGCUAACCCAAUUUAUGGUUACAACUCUUUUUUUAAAUAUGGAAAUGUUCAACGUUUAUGUCAAGUCAUUCCCUUGUAGCAAAGACGCAUUCACACGUCCGUCUCCACCUGACUGUUUUCUGUGCGUGUAGAAGUGCAUGGCACCGUGGUGAACUUGUGCACUAGAAAUCCUGUAAAAGCUAGCGAUAUAUUAAAGAGAAGCCAUAGAGAAUCUAAUAUAGCCAUAAUGAUAAGAAACAUGUGUAUUUUGAAUUUAGCAUAUCAUAUUCUGUGAUACUAAAGCUCUAAUGAUGUCAGUGCAAUAAAAGAAGAGGAAGAAGAGGAGCGGCAGGGACGAAGCUUUAAGAUGCAUGCCCUAUUUUUGUUCAAGUGCACCAAAAAAAAAUCCUGAUAUUUCCAUUUGGCUCAUUUUUUUGGGGAUAUUUUCAAACUCACAGCUGAGUUUAAAAAACAUUAGCACUAAGGGAGAGCUUGCGCAACUACUGGGCACUGUAUCAAAAUUAGCUAGGUGACUUUAAAGAGAAACACUAAAUCCAAUUUUAUGUACAGUCAUUUUAUCAAACUAUUAAUUGAUCUAGUCCCAGUCUUUAGUGUUCACAGCAGUUCUUUCAUUAUUCAUCCACCUGCUUUGGAGAAGAUUGUCAGCUAAAUCAGUAAAAUGUAACAGGACAAAUAGCCGGUGUUGAUUUAGCUGCUGUAGCACUUUAAGUUUCUCCUGCUGAAUUUUACAUGCUACUUGUGUGUCAAUACUGUAUUUAUGUAUGUAUUUAUGUAUGUAUGUGAAGCAUCCUGACGAGGAAUGUCAGUCUGUACAGAUGUACUCUAUAACAACAUGCAGAUCAUCAGUGUUUUAAUGUACUUUUAUUGUCAAUAAAUACAAACCGAACAAAUACAGUAAAAAAAAAAAAAGGUUGUAAAAUAUUUGCCUCUCGG